AUGGAAGCAUUGAUUGGUGCUGGUCUUAUGCCAUUACCAUCAAAAAGCAUCGAAAAAAAUAAUCCUAAUGUAACUUCUAUAGUUACAUCAGAUGAACUUUAUCCAGUUUUAAACGAAGAUACAACAGAUAUUAACGAUGAAGGAAAACGACUAAAUGAAGCAUUAGCUAAAUUUCCAACAUAUCCAUCACUUGUUGAAUUAAAAGCAAUGAUUGAUGAACAACAACCUGAUGCACCAGCAGUUAUUGAACCACCAUCAAUAGAACCAUUAAAAGAAUUUCUUGAAAGACGUGCGAUAACAAUAGAAGGAUUAAAAGAUCUUCGAGCUCGUAUGGCUAAACAUGUUAUGAAUUGUAAAAUUUCUAAUACAGUUGGUAAUUCAGCAUCGAUUAUUGGUGGACUUUUAUGUUUUGUUUUUCCACUUAUUGGUGUUCCAGUAUUACUUGCUGGUACUGCAACAAGUCUUGGAACUACUAUUACAGAAGGUUUUAUUGAAAAACGUCUUCGAACAAAAUAUGUCGAUAUGGUAAAAGAAGAUGCAUUAGCCAUGAAAGUAUGUGAAACAAAUAUCAGAGAUAUUACAGCAUGGCUUGUAACUGUUUAUUCACUUGGUUAUUCAGUAUCAAGAGCUGGAAUAAAUUUUUUACAAUUAUCUGAAGCUAUUCAAGCAGCUUCAACAUUAGGUACGUGGGCGGAAUUAGUUGCACAAUUACCAUCAUUAGCUGGUGCUCUUGCAACUGGUGCUAAAACAGCUGGUACAAUAAGUGGAAAAAUUCUUGGUAUAUCAGUAGUUAUUUCUGUAGCUGAUCUUAUACACACAUGGAUAUCAAAAAAUGCAACAUUAAAAUCAAUUGAUAAAGAUAUUGGACUACUUGAACAACAAUUAAUUGAAUUAAAACGAAUAGCUGAAGCUUAUCAUCCUUAG
Rotaria sordida is the source of this 924-nucleotide messenger RNA. Lineage: Eukaryota; Metazoa; Rotifera; Eurotatoria; Philodinida; Philodinidae. The record is from the annotation of a GenBank genome assembly.